CUGCAAUUUGCUUGGGAUCCUAUAAUUAAUAAAAUUAAAUCCAAACCCAAGCAUACUACUGCAAGACUUCAAGAAACUGUAAGCUCUGCGCAUUCCAUUUCAGCUUCCUCCACGGGACGCCCCUCUGUAGGCGUUGGUGUCGCGGCGGCGGCGGCGGCGACAGUGACAGCGGCGGCGGCGGCAGUUGCAGCUGCGGCGGUGGCCAUAGAGGCGGUGGCGGCGGAGGAGGGCCCUCCCCUACCCGCGGCCUUGGCCUUGGCGGGUGACACGCAGGCCCUGCUUCCGGCCCAGUGA
This is a messenger RNA of Parnassius mnemosyne (clouded apollo), 294 nucleotides long. NCBI's taxonomy places the organism in Eukaryota, Metazoa, Arthropoda, Insecta, Lepidoptera, Papilionidae. The record is from the annotation of a GenBank genome assembly.